UAGUUUUCUAUGCUAAGGCCCUGUUCCCACUACGCCGGACCGGCAGACCUGCCGGAAACCGGACACCGGACAGAGUGUUCACAUUACAUCGGAUCCCGGAAGAAAUUCAGACAGUCAAGUACUUACCUCAGUUGAAUUUGGACCUGCGCGCACAAUGGACGACGAAAUUGUUGUGUUGUGGUGGUAUCUUAAUAGAAGGCAAAAUAAAAGAAAACAUUGGGUACACCCUAUUUUACGGGAAAGAUUUUCACUUGGAACAUUUGAAACAUUAAUGGGUGAACUUAGAAGAGACGAAUCAAAGUUCUUCAAUUAUUUUCGAAUGACAGCAACCACUUUUGACGAUUUACUGGGACGACUAGACAUAAGAGUACGAGAUACAAGUUUCAGAGAAUGUAUUUGCCCAGAACAAAGAUUAGCCAUAUGUCUAAGAUAUUUAGCUUCAGGAUGUUCAUUCAAAGAAAUACAUUACUCAUACAGAGUAGGCGUUUCGACAAUAAGUAAACUAAUAAAAGAAAUGACCCACGUCAUUUGGGAAAACCUAAAGACAGAUUUCCUUAAGCUGCCUGAUACUGAGAGAGAAUGGGAGGACAUCGUUUCAGGAUUCGAAAGAAAAGCCAACUUUCCUCACUGUCUUGGAGCAGUAGAUGGCAAACAUAUCAGAAUUUUGAAACCAGCCAAGAGUGGUUCUAUGUUCUUUAAUUACAAGGAGUAUUAUUCUUUUGUAUUAAUGGCAGUUGUCGAUUCAGAGUACCGAUUUAUUUUUAUUAGUGUGGGCUCAUAUGGCAAGGAAUGCGAUUCUACUAUAUUAAAGGAUAGUACAUUUUGGCAAAAGAUCAAUGAUGGUACUUUAAAUGUACCAAAGCCUAGACCGCUUCAUGAAAACUUGCACGAAGAAUUACCGUUUAUACUUAUUGGCGAUGAAGGCUUUGCUUUAACACCUAAUCUCCUACGUCCAUAUGGAGGUACACAUUUGAAUACUGAUAAAAAGAUUUUUAACUAUAGACUAAGUCGAGCAAGAAGGUAUGUUGAGUGCGCUUUUGGUAUUCUGGCAAAUAAGUGGCGAAUAAUCCAUCGAGCUAUAGAUCUGAACGUAGACACAGCAAUUCAAGUAAUUAAAGCUUGUACAGUCUUACAUAAUUUUGUAAGAGAAAAAGAUGGUAUAAAUUUUGAAAGUUACCAAAAUAUAGAACAUAGACAAGAACAAGAAACGACACCCAUGAAUCGGAAUGUGUCAAGUCGAGGUGGCCCUAAUGCCAACGCUAUACGGACAUCAUUUACUAAUUAUUUUGUUUCGGAUAUUGGUUCCGUUCCGUGGCAGGCAGCAGCUAUAAAAUAAAAUUUAUCAAUGCAUUUACAUUUUAUCAAUAAAACAUUAAAAACUCACCGUACUGUUUUCUUUCUUUUUCAUCCAGUUCAUCGAAGUUUGGUUUCAGUAUUAAACAUACUUCACGCCAUGCUGCUAACUUUAAGAGCCCUCGCACAUUACGGCCACCAGUCGCCGCCACUAAACGCGACCACCAGUAGUUCGGCUAGACCACUACACGCCGCCACCAGUGGCAGCCACUAGUGGCCGCAUCAAGCCACCAGUGGCUGCCACUUGCGUCAGACACUAGCUGCAAGUAUCUCGACAGAGGUAGACGUGUGUUGCCCAAGAAUGGACGCACUCUUGAUUUCGCUAUUGUUGCUUAUUAUUCUAAAACGUAGAAAACGGCGCCGAAUUCAGAACCAUCGACGACCAAUUCAUCGGCGUCACUGGGUACAUCCAAUUCUGACAUCACGCAAUAAAAAUGGACAGCACAAAUUGCUGUUCGAAGAGUUAAAAUGUUAUCCAGAUAAGUUCUUCAAGUAUUUUAGAAUGAGCGUGAACUCAUUCAAUGAAUUACUUAGCGUUUUGCACGAUGACCUCAAACAUCAAGAUACACGCAUGAGAAAAAGCAUCUCUCCAACAGAAAGGCUGGCUAUAACUUUAAGGUACCUUGCUACUGGUUGUUCAUUUGGUGAUUUUGAAUUAGUAUAUCGAUGUGGUGCGUCAACUGCGAGAUUGAUUGUAAAAGAAACAUGUAAAUUGAUCUAUGCAUCACUUCAAGAUAUCUGCGUACCACAACCAACUGAAGAGAUGUGGAGUAAAAUAGCUAAGGGGUUUGAAGAAUAUGCUAACUUUCCAAAUUGCUGUGGUGCAAUUGAUGGAAAACAUAUAAGGAUUAUUAAGCCUCAAGAUAGCGGAUCCUUAUAUUAUAAUUAUAAACACUAUUUUUCCAUCGUACUUCUAGCUAUCUGUGACGUGAAUUAUAAGUUCACAUUUAUUGAUGUCGGCUCUUAUGGGAAAGCUUCAGAUUCGACUAUCUACAAAGAAUCGAAAUUAUUCAAAAAAUUGAAAGACCAAUCCCUGAAUUUACCUGCACCAAAAGCAAUUUCUAGUAGUUCUGGUCCUGUAAACUACUGUUUUGUUGGUGAUGAAGCUUUUGGUCUUGCAGAACACAUGUUGAGACCUUAUUCAGGAAAACACUUGAAUAUUGAAAAAAGAAUUUUCAACUAUAGGCUUUCUCGAGCCAGGCGUCAUAUCGAGUGUGCCUUUGGGAUAUUAGUGAAUAAGUGGAGAAUACUACAUCGACCAUUGAAUGUGUCAAUAGAUUUCGCCGAAGACAUCGUGAAGGCCUGUUGUAUACUACACAACUUUGUUCGUCAGAGAGAUGGAUUUAAUUUCCAUCAUACAUUGACUGUACCAGGACUUCACGAUAUCGAUAACGCCCACGUGCAAUCUCGUCGUUCAUUAAACACCAGAGAUAUAUUGAAAGAUUAUUUUAUUAGCAACGAGGGAGCUGUACCUUGGCAAAAUAAUAAAAUAUAAUAAAUAUAUAAUAAUAAUGUAAAAUAAAAUUGUCCAAAAACUUA
This is a messenger RNA of Helicoverpa zea (corn earworm), 2892 nucleotides long. RefSeq names its product protein ALP1-like. The record is from RefSeq and is a predicted model, not a curated record. Lineage: Eukaryota; Metazoa; Arthropoda; Insecta; Lepidoptera; Noctuidae. The transcript is spliced from 3 exons. The coding region runs from base 155 to 1336 and encodes 393 amino acids.